CGCUGGGUCACUGUCGCCGCUACUCCUUUUCUCCCCCUUAAAAGCUCCAAGGGCCACUCCCUUCUCUAGUGCUCCUCGUCCGCUCGCCCUCGUGGGGCCAGACCAGCGACAUGGAGGGUUGCGUGGGGGAAGAAUCUUUUCAGAUGUGGGAGCUCAAUCGACGCCUGGAGGCCUAUCUGACCCGGGUCAAGACGCUAGAGGAGCAGAACCAGCUGCUCAGCGCUGAGCUUGGGGGACUCCGGGCACAGUCCGGAGACGCCUCCUGGCGAGCCCGAGCCGACGACGAGCUGGCAGCCCUACGAGUCCUCGUCGAUCAGCGCUGGCGGGAGAAGCACGAGGCUGAGGUGCAGCGCGACAACCUUGCAGAAGAGCUGGAGAGCGUGGCGGGCCGGUGCCAGCAGGUGCGGCUCGCCCGGGAGCGGACCAUCGAGGAGGUCGCCAGCAGCCGACGCGCGCUCGAGGCGGAGAAGAGUGCUCGGGGCUGGCUGAGCACCCAGGCGGCCGAGCUGGAGCGCGAGUUAGAGGCUCUGCGAGCCGCACACGAGGAGGAGCGCGCGCACCUGAACGCUCAGGCCGCCUGUGUGCCGCGCCGGCCCCCCGCGCCGCCCCACGGAUCCCCCGUCCGGGCCCCCGAAGUGGAGGAGCUGGCCAGGCGGCUAGGCGAAGUGUGGCGCGGGGCGGUGCGUGACUACCAGGAGCGCGUGGCUCACAUGGAGCGCUCGCUGGGCCAGGCCCGCGAGCGGCUGGGCCAAGCCGUGCGGGGCGCUCGGGAGAGUCGCUUAGAGCUGCAGCAGCUGCAGGCUGAUCGCGACAGCCUCCAGGAGCGCAGAGAGGCGCUGGAACAGAGAUUGGAAGGCCGCUGGCAGGACCGGCUGCAGGCCACUGAAAAGUUUCAGCUGGCUGUGGAAGCUCUGGAGCAGGAGAAGCAGGGUCUACAGAGUCAGAUCGCUCAGAUCCUGGAAGGUGGGCAGCAGCUGGCACACCUCAAGAUGUCCCUUAGUCUGGAGGUGGCUACAUACAGGACUCUGCUGGAGGCUGAGAACUCUCGGUUGCAGACACCUGGACGGAGUUCCCAGGCUUCUCUUGGCUUUCCUGACCCCAAGCUGAAGCUGCAUUUUCUUGGCAUACCAGAGGACCAGCACCUGGGAUCUGUGCUCCCUGUCCUCAGCCCGACAUCCUUCCCUUCCCUCUUGCCUAAUACCCUUGAGACUCCUGUGACAGCCUUUCUGAAGACACAGGAAUUCCUUCAGGCCAGAACCCCCACCUUGGCCAGCACUCCCAUCCCACCUAUGUCUGAGGCUCCCUGUCCUACAAAUGCAGAGGUCAGAGCCCAGGAUGUCCCUCUUUCCCUGCUCCAGACACAGGCUGGGAGGCAGCAGGCUCCAGAGCCUCUUUGGGCUGAGGCCACAGUGCCUCGUUCUACUAGUGUCCUCCCAGAACUAGAGGAGCCUGGGGGCAAGCAGCCAGGCCACUUCCCUGUUGACCCAACCUCUUUAGCCCCACCCCUUAGCCCCCAGCAUCCUAUUUUAGAGGCUAAAGAUGGAGAGUUCAAUGAGUCUAGAGUUUCUAGCAUAUUCCAGGAAGAAGAAGGGCAAAUCUGGGAACUCAUAAAGAAAGAAGCAGCCAUAGAGGUAAAAGUAGAGAACAGCUUAGCACAGGAAACACAAGAAAGUGGUCUGGACAUGGAAGAAAUCCAGGAUUCCCAGGGACCUUUGCAAAAGGAAGUCUUGGAGGCUCUAGGAGAGGAGCCACUGAUGUCUCUGAAAAUCCAGAGCCAUGAGACAUCAGAGAAGGAGAAUUGUAAUUCAUCUAUAGAAGAGAACCUGGGAACACUAAAAGGCCCAGAAAAAGAAAAACAAACACCACCGAAGUGUUUAGAAGAAAAGAAUGUAGAGGCAGAGAAAACUCUAGAAAAUGGGGUUCCUGAACUAACUAAGCCUUUAAGAAAAGAAGACCCAAGAAUCGAGGGCCAAGAAUUAAUGUCUCCUGAAGGUACACUAGAGACAGUUUCAUUUCUAGAAAAGGAAAAUCAAGAAGUAGUGAGGUCUUCAGAAGAGGGGAACUUAGAAUCAUUGACAACUUUUAAAGAGGAGAACCAACACCCACUAGGACGUUCAGAAGCUGAGGACCAGAUGCUGGAAGGACUGAUAGAGAAAGAGGAUCAGAGCUUCCCAGGAUCUCCAGAAGAGGAUCAGGAGGCAUUUAGACCUCUGCAGAAAGAGAAUCAGGAGCCACUAACAUGUGAAAAAGCAGAGGUCCAGAUGCAUGAGAGACUGAUAGAAAAGGAGAGUCUGGAGUCCCUGAAGUCUCCAGAAGAAGAGGACCAGCAUGCAUUUAGACUUAUGCAGAAAGAGAAUCAGGAGCCACUAAGGUGUGAAGAUGCAGAGGACCAGAUGCUUGAGAGACUGAUAGAAAAGGAGAGUCAAGAGUCCUUGAAGUUUCCAGAAGAAGAGGGUCAGGAGGCAUUUAGUCCUCUGCAGAAAGAGAAUCAAGAGCCACUAAGGUGUGAAGAAGCAGAGGACCAGAUGCUUGAGAGACUGAUAGAAAAGGAGAGUCAGGAGUCCCUGAAGUCUCCAGAAGAAGAGGACCAGAGGAUUGGGAAGCCUCUAGAAAAAGAGAAUCAAGAAUCUCUGAGGUCUCUUGAUGAAAACCAGGAGACCAUUGAACCACUAGAAAGCAGGAACCAGAGGCCACUGAGAUCUCUAGAAGUAGAAGAGGAGGAGCAGAGGAUUGUGAAACCUCUAGAAAAAAUGAGCCAGAACUCCUUCGAAUCUCUAGAAAAAGAGAAUGCACAGCCACUGAGGUAUCUGGAAGAAGAUGACUGCAUGAUGAAGAACCUGCUAGACGACAAGACUCACGAGACCCUGGGUUCUCUUGAAGAUAGAAAUGGGGAGAGCAUUAUACCACCAGAAAGUGAGACCCAGGGUUCAUUGAGGCCUCCAGAAGAGGAAGACCAGAGGAUUGUGAACCAUCUAGAAAAAGAAAGCCAAGAGUUCCUGAGGUGUCUAGAAGAAGAAGAGCAGGUGAUAGAGAGAUCUCUAGAAGGAGAGAAUCAUGAACCAUUGAGUUCUAUAGAAAAAGAGGACCAGAUGGUUGAGAGCCAGCUAGAGAAAGAGAGUCAGGACUCAGGGAAGUCUCUUGAAGAUGAGAGCCAGGAGACUUUUGGAUCUCUAACAAAAGAGAAUCCAGAGUCCCUGAGAUCUCUAGCAGCUCAGGACCAAGAGGAACAGAAACUUGAACAAGACACCCAACAGACACUGAGGGCUGUAGGGGAUGAGCAGAUGGCAGCGAGCCCACCAGAAAAGGUGGAUCCAGAGUUACUGAAGCCUCUUGGAAAAAACCAGGAAAUAGUUAGAUCUCUUGACAAAGAGAAUCAAGAGUCACUAGUGUCACUGAAAGAAAAAGGUAUGGAGACAGUGAAGUCUUCAGAAACAGAGAAUAUACAACCACUGGAGACUGCAGAAGAGGACCUGGAAAGAAGGAAGUCAAUAGAUACUCAGGAGUCAUUGUGGUCUACCGAAGUGACUAGCGAGACAAUAGAACCUCUAGAAGAUGAGACCCAAGAACAACUGGGGUGUGUGGAUGAGAACCAAGAGAUGCUCACACCCCUUGAAAAGGAGAGUCAAGAACUGAGAUCUCUGGGCAAGUGGAACCUAGAGACUGUGGAAUCAACAGGAGCGGUAGAGGACAGUCAGUACCUGGAAGUGGAAGAGAGCCUGGAGAGGGAAUGGCACCAAGAGUCACUGAGGUCUCUGGGAGAGGUGAAGCAGGAGCUGCCUGGGUCUGGAAAUCAACAGAGGUGGGAGGAUGUGGUGAAGGAUGGAGCAGUGGGUCAGGAAGAACCUUUGGGGACCACAGGAGUGGAAACUGAGGAUAAGGCAGAGUUACAUCUGAGGGGGCAAGAUGGGGAAGAAGAAGCUGUAGAGGAAGGGGAGCUGCUGCAGGAUGUCGUGGGGGAGGCCUGGAGUCUGGGGAGCUCUGAGCUCAAGGAGCAGAGGGUCCCUGCUGAGGCCCUCAACAACCUAGAGGGACAACCAGAGCAGAUGGCGGCCCUAGAGGUCCCAGUUGUUCAGGGAAUGUCAGAGGUGACAGAGCAAGAUGAGGAUAGAGUCCAAGCAGAUGAAGAAGACUCUGUAGAGGUGACCCUGGGGUUAGAGGCUACCAGAGCUGGACUGGAACCCGAGCAGGAAGUGGUAGGGCUAGUGGACCCAAGGCAUUUCGCCAGGAAGGAGGCCAUUCACCCAUCCCUGGGGGAGGAAAGUGUGAAGGCAAAGAUAGCUCAGGGUUUGGAAGGGCCUGGAAAGGAACCAAAAGAGGCAGGUGCUCUGGACUCAGGGCUCCUUGAAUUACCCAAGAUUAGCAGUGAGGCUCUGGAAUGCAAGGGCUGCGAAGAGGCUGAGUCCAUGGAGGGCUGGGGAGUAGAGGAGGCCUCACUGGAGACCUCAGACCACGAGGGCAGCGAUGCCCCUCAGCCCAGGCCCCCAGAGACAGAGGACGAUGAGGGGGCACAGGCAGCACUGACGGUCCCUAGUCCCAAGCUCAUGGAACCCUGUUCACACAUCCCAAUCCUGACAGAUGCACAUGAGCUGCAGCCCCAGGCAGAGGGGAUCCAGGAGGCUGGGUGGCAGCCAGAAGCUGAGUCUGAAGCACUGGGAAGGGUAGAAGGGGAGCCAGUAUUUGGUCCUGGGGAGAUCCCCGAGGGCCUCCAGGAUUGGGAUGAGGGCAGAGAAGAAAGUGAGGCUGAUGAACUAGGAGAAACUCUCCCUGACUCUACUCCCCUGGGCCUCUACCUGAGGUCUCCUGCCUCCCCAAAGUGGGACUUGGCUGGAGAACAGAGCCUUUCUCCUCAAGGAGAGGUCAGGAAGGAAGGUUGGGGUCCUGCUGUCCUGGCUGCUCAGGGCCUCCGUGAUCCACCAGAGGAGGAGGAACAAGGCCACGACAACUCUGACCUAUCAUCUGAGGAAUUUGAGGAUCUCGGGACUGAGGCCUCACUUCUUCCAGGAGUUCCCAAGGAGGUGGCAGAUCAUCUGGGCCAAGUGCCCCCAGAACUGCAGCCUGCGUGCUGGGAUCAGGGCGGGGAGUCUGAUGGGUUUGCUGAUGAGGAAGAGAGUGGGGAGGAGGGAGAGGAAGAAGAUGCUGAUGAGGACGGAGGAGAGUCAGGGGCUCAAUGGUGGGGGUCAGGGCUUUCUGGUGGAGGCAUCAGAGUCCAGGAUAUCACCCAAAGAGAGGACCUGGAACAUGAAUCUGUGGGUAUCAGUGGUCUCUGGGAUGAUGGCUUGAGAGGUGCUGCAGCUAAUGUUCCUAUAACUGCCCUAGGGACAGUGUCUCAGGACAGUGCCGAGCCUUCUGGGUCAGAGGCGUCCGAGUCUGCUUCCUUGGAGGGGGAAGGUAGUCAAGUGACUGACCAUUUAGAUGUUCCCCAAGAGGUGACUAGCAUGGUCCCAGGGGCAGGAGAUACCUUUGAUAUCAGUGGCCAGGACCCCAACUUGGAGUCAGAGCAAGUGAAUGGGAGGAUGGAGAAUGGACUAGUGCAUUCUGAGGGGCAGGUGGUUCUGGAUGGGGACGAGGAUCAAGGAUUCCCUUUACAGGAACAGGAGGUAGGUGCCCUGAAGGCCCCUUUGGUAGGGUCUCCUGUACAUCUAGGCCCAAGCCAGUCCCUGAAGUUCACGCUGAGUGGAGUAGAUGGAGAUUCCUGGUCCUCAGGGGAAGACUAGAAACUGCCCCUCUGGCACUGAGGACUUAAUGGUGGGGAUGUCCCUCCCUGCUCUGGGCCAGCUCUCAGCUUUGAUAACUUGACCUGUGGUAUCUGUCCUGGAGAGGUGAGAUCCGGCUUGGAUCAUCCUCAAGGCUCAGUCAGCUGAGCCCUACAGUUCUACACACCCUUUUUUCUGUGGCUCGCCUGCUGGAAGAGGCCCGGGCCCAGAGCUUUCCCACGAACGCUGCUCUGGCCAGAGCGUGCUAGCCCUACCUGUCUACAGUAGUGCCACCUGCACAAGGUCUGGUGUGUGCCCAGAGUAGCUGAGGGCAGCAUUUAUGACUGACCUUUCAUCUCAUCUCAGCCUGCUGAGAUCUUCUUGUUCUUCUCUUCCUCCUUUGAAUAAAGUUGUAUCCCUACCUACAAA
Messenger RNA from Grammomys surdaster, 6122 nucleotides. It is a transcript of the gene Nes, whose product is annotated as nestin. The coding region runs from base 111 to 5714 and encodes 1867 amino acids. The transcript has 4 exons. Gene Ontology annotation, cellular component: intermediate filament. The record is from RefSeq and is a predicted model, not a curated record. Gene Ontology annotation, molecular function: CCR5 chemokine receptor binding; intermediate filament binding. NCBI's taxonomy places the organism in Eukaryota, Metazoa, Chordata, Mammalia, Rodentia, Muridae. Gene Ontology annotation, biological process: positive regulation of intermediate filament depolymerization.